This is a messenger RNA of Penicillium odoratum, 759 nucleotides long. Its product is annotated as SDR family oxidoreductase. The record is from RefSeq and is a predicted model, not a curated record. The coding region runs from base 1 to 759 and encodes 252 amino acids. Lineage: Eukaryota; Fungi; Ascomycota; Eurotiomycetes; Eurotiales; Aspergillaceae. The transcript is spliced from 4 exons.
AUGGCCUCCUAUCUUAUUACCGGUACCUCGAGAGGUAUUGGCCUGAAGCUUACUGAGCUUCUUAUAGCCAAGCCUGCCUCAGAGGUGUCGGUUGUCUUCGCUGCUACCCGCACAGAAAGUGAUGCCCUGAAACAAGUAGCGGCUAAGUCUGCUGGCCGCGUCCAGAUUGUAUCAAUCGACGUCACGUCGGAGGAGAGCGUCAAGCAGGCUGCCAGUAAGGUUGAGCAGUCGCUAGAAGGAAAGGGCCUCGAUGUUCUAAUAAACAAUGCUGGCAUCAUGAACUUCACCCCUACCGGCAUUGAGACCAUGACCGACCUUGAAUCGACCUUCACCACUAACGUCACCAGCGCUCAUCUAGUCACCAGCGCCUUUCUUCCGUUAUUGAAAAAGGGCAACCUCAAGAAGGUGGCCAACAUCUCCACCACUCUCGGCUCUCUUGGGAUGGCAUCCACUUACUCUCUCACUCCCGUCCCCGCAUACAAGAUCUCCAAGGCCGCUCUCAAUAUGCUCACGGUGCAAUAUGCUCAGUCUUUCGCGGACCAGGGAUUUUCCAUCUUUACCCUGUCCCCUGGGUGGGUGAAGACUGAUAUGGGCAGUGCCUAUGCCGACUUGACUGUCGAUCAAAGUGCCAACGCGACUCUGGAUAUUGUGCUCCGCGCUGGAAAAGCGGAGAACGGUAAGUUCUUCAAUGUUCUCGUGCCCGGAUGGGAGAAUGCCGAGGGGAUCAAUCAGUACGAUGGUGCUCAGCCUCCAUGGUAA